GAAGCAGAUCCAAAUUUUAAGAGCUUUAAAUUAAAGCAAGUCCCUGUUUAGAGCAUCUAUUUGCAAAUUGGUGGCGGCUCUGCUUACAAAAAGAAAAAAACAGGCCACCAUCUUCUCUGUUCAGACAUAUAAAAGCAGAGCAGAGACAGCUCAACUACAUCUUUUGUACUGGUUGAGAAACAGAGAAAGAGAGUUGAAGAUAAAAUGAGGAGCUUGUGGUGGUGUUUAAUGGUGGUACCAAUCUUUUUCCUAUUGGAUUUCUCAAAUGGAGAAAGCCCAUAUAGAUUUUAUACUUGGAAUAUUACUUAUGGUGAUAUCUAUCCUCUUGGUGUCAAACAACAGGGGAUAUUGAUAAAUGGGCAAUUCCCAGGACCACCAAUUGAGUGUGUGACCAAUGACAACUUGAUUGUCAGUGUUUUCAAUAAUUUGGAUGAACCUUUUCUCAUAUCCUGGGAUGGUAUUCAACAAAGGAGGAACUCGUGGCAAGAUGGAGUUUAUGGGACAAACUGUCCGAUCCCACCAGGCCAAAACUUCACAUAUAUCCUACAAGUUAAGGACCAGAUUGGUAGUUUCUUCUAUUUCCCUUCACUGGCCAUGCACAAAGCUGCUGGAGGUUAUGGUGGCAUCAAAAUCGAUAGUCGUCCGCUGAUUCCUGUUCCUUUUCCUCCACCUGCUGGAGAAUACACCAUGUUGGUUGGUGACUGGUUCAAGCAAAAUCACACUGAUCUUAAGGCGAUUUUAGAUGGAGGAAGUGAUCUUUCAUUUCCUGAUGGCCUUCUAAUCAACGGUCGUGGAUCAAAUAGUUUAACUUUCACAGUUGAUCAAGGAAGGACUUACAGAUUCCGGAUAUCCAAUGUUGGCCUCACAACAGCUAUCAAUUUUAGAAUCCAGGGGCACAAGAUGGUCUUGGUUGAAGUAGAAGGGACUCACACCCUGCAGAACACCUAUGAGUCCAUUGAUAUCCAUUUGGGUCAGUCCUAUUCUGUAUUGGUCACAAUGGACCAACCAGGGCAGGACUAUUACAUUGUCGCCUCGACGCGUUUCACUUCUCAAGUCCUUACAGCAACAUCAAUUCUUCACUAUAGCAACUCAGCAGGAAGUGUUUCUGGUCCUCCCCCAGGUGGACCAACAAUUGAGAUCGAUUGGUCUCUUAAUCAGGCUCGAUCUGUUAGGCAAAAUUUGACAGCAAGUGGCCCAAGGCCUAAUCCGCAAGGUUCAUAUCACUAUGGGUUGGUUAACACCACGCGGACAAUUAGACUGGCAAAUUCUGCACCAAUGAUCAAUGGUAAACAGAGGUAUGCUGUGAACAGUGUGUCAUUCAUUCCGGCAGACACACCACUCAAACUUGCAGACUACUUCAAGAUUCCAGGGGUCUUUAACCUUGGCAGCAUCCAAGACAACCCAACUGGAGGUGGUGGUUACCUCCAGACAUCUGUCAUGGCUGCUGAUUUCAGAGCUUUCGUCGAAGUUGUGUUUGAGAAUCCAGAAGAUAUUGUGCAGUCAUGGCAUAUUGAUGGCCAUAUCUUCUUUGUCGUGGGGAUGGAUGGUGGACAAUGGACACCUGCAAGCAGAUUGAACUACAACUUGAGAGAUGGAAUUUCGCGUUGUACUAUUCAGGUUUAUCCAAAGUCAUGGACAGCCCUAUACAUGCCAUUAGACAAUGUGGGAAUGUGGAACAUCAGAUCAGAGAACUGGGCUCGCCAGUACUUAGGCCAGCAAUUCUAUCUUCGUGUUUAUUCACCAGCCAAUUCAUGGAGAGAUGAGUAUCCAAUUCCAAAGAAUGCUCUUGUUUGUGGCCGUGCUUCGGGUCGCAGGACUCGCCCGCUCUAAUUAAGGAAUGAACCAUCAGCUAAACAGUCACGAAAGGGUGACUGAUCUUCUUGUUACUGUGAUGAGUUUUGUGACAAAGAAUUCAAACGGGAAAGUAGCAGAAGCUCUCCUUGUGAGCACUUCUCUUUUUCUUUCUUAGCCUUUAAGAAUGUUUCUCAUUUCAUUUUAGCAUUACUUUUGAGAUUCUUGGUAUCCAAUUUGGUCUUUAGGACUGACCAAAAAGAAGGAUACAAAGAAGAAAAGUGAGCUGUAUUCAUUAAGUCCAGUUUGUAAAACUCAAUUCAUCAAGUUACUUCCAUUUAUUCAUCCAUUCUUGAUACUA
This is a messenger RNA of Nicotiana attenuata, 2152 nucleotides long. RefSeq names its product L-ascorbate oxidase homolog. The record is from RefSeq and is a predicted model, not a curated record. Bases 205 to 1830 code for a protein of 541 amino acids. NCBI's taxonomy places the organism in Eukaryota, Viridiplantae, Streptophyta, Magnoliopsida, Solanales, Solanaceae. The transcript has 9 exons. Gene Ontology annotation, molecular function: oxidoreductase activity; copper ion binding.